AUGGCUACUUACAACGAUCCCUAUGCGCACGGCCAGUACCCGCAGCAGUACCAGGAUGCGCCCUUCAACCCGUAUGAAGUGCAACAACAACAGCAUGCACAGAGGCCAUACGAUCAGGGCGGGUACUCCGAUCCUAGUGACGAGUAUGCCGCUUCUGCUCGUGCGAAGGAAAGCGCCUCCGGGCUGCGGAAUGGUUAUGGACACGGAGAAGAUGCAGUGCCAGUACCGAUGGGCGAGAAGACGUCAAGUAACAUGCGGCAAUGGCGGUACGAGCACCAGGGCAAGAUGUGGACGAAAGGCAGCCGUGCUCGCUGCUUCGGCCGCUUCUUUUGCUGCACGAUUAUGAUCUUCCUGUUCCUCCUGAUCAGCAUUGUGCUGUCGCUGGCCCUGUGGCUCCGCCCGCCGAACAUCAUCGUGGGACAGCCGACCCCGGAUUUGAGCACGUUCGCCAUCGACGUGAACACGGAGAGCCUCAGUCUUGGGAUGCCCGUGAACGUCAGCAUCAACAACCCGAACUACUUCCCGGUCGACAUCACCUACCUGGACGCAGUCGUGCUCUACCCGAUCAACAACACGCAGAUCGGGUCCGGGCACAAGGGGAAGGUCGAGCUGAAGCAGUUCGAGCAGACGAACUUCACGUUCCCGGUUACGGUCGCCUACAACGCCACCUCGGACCCGAAUGGCGCGGUCAUCCUUGACCUCGCAAAGCACUGCGGUCUCGUCGGGAGCACGGCAACAGAUGUCUCCCUCACCGUCAACGUGAAAGUCGCGCUCAAGAUCUUCGAUAUCCCGAUCUCCCACACUAUCACAAACCAGGUAUCGUUCGCGUGUCCUUUGAGCAGCGUGGGCACAGAACUUGAGGACCUCCUCAAGGCCCUUGGCCUCUCGGACAUCGCGAGCUUGUUGUGA
This is a messenger RNA of Trametes versicolor FP-101664 SS1, 909 nucleotides long. RefSeq lists its product as uncharacterized. The transcript is spliced from 6 exons. NCBI's taxonomy places the organism in Eukaryota, Fungi, Basidiomycota, Agaricomycetes, Polyporales, Polyporaceae. The record is from RefSeq and is a predicted model, not a curated record. The coding region runs from base 1 to 909 and encodes 302 amino acids. Gene Ontology annotation, cellular component: plasma membrane.